UUCCCCCUUUGACCCUUUGUUUCCGUUUCCUUCCCAAAUCCUCCAUCAUCAUCUCCGCUGGGGCGGAAAAUAUGGACGAUACCGAAACCGCUACAAACUCAGCACCUCCACCAAACCCUAAUCCAUUAAAGAACGAACAAACCCUAGACGGCGACGGUGACGUGUCCUAUCCUUCAUAUUUCCAGUGCUGCGUCUGCCUGGACCUACUCUACAAGCCAAUUGUUCUGGCAUGUGGCCAUAUUUCAUGCUUUUGGUGUGUACACAGGGCCAUGCAUGGUCUGCGAGCAUCACAUUGUGCUGUAUGCAGGCAGCCAUAUGUUCAUUUUCCUGGCAUAUGUCAGCUACUCCACCAUUUGUUACUGAAAAUGGAACCUGUAGCCUACAAAAGAAGGGAAGUUGAAGUAUUGGAGGAAGAAAAACGUCUCAAUGUAUUUUCUCCUCAGUUUGAGAACUCUAUGAUCACUGAAGAGGACUCAGAUGCUUCAGAAGAGAUUCAAAAAUCUACUGAGGAUCUUAAAGCUAGCAAAGUUAUAACAUCUAAAGAACCUUGCCCUCCAGAAACUGGUCCUGAAAUCGGAAAGCACAAGCAAGUUUCUGUGGAUGAUGUGUUAUGUGAGCUAUGCAAGGAACUGCUAUUUCAGCCAUCCGUUCUUAACUGUGGACAUGUAUUUUGUGAUACUUGUCUAUCUGAUUUAGCCAACGGGCCACUUUUAUGCCCAGCUUGCCAGAGCCCUCACCCUGGAGGCUUCCCAAAUGUUUGCUUGGAUUUGGACCAUUUCUUGGAAGAGCAGUUCCCAACGAAGUAUGCAGUGAGGAAGGAAAAGGCACAGCUUAAGAGAGUAGAAUGGCGACUUAGAGAAUCAUCAUCAAGUUCUCUGCAAGAGGGAAAAAAGGCUGAACCACAUGAUUUAAAAGACGAUCCUUUAUUUUUGGAGGAAGAUCUGCGGAAUGUUCAUAUUGGAGUUGGAUGUGAUACGUGCGGGAUGUACCCCAUUACUGGAAAGAGAUACAGAUGUAAAGAUUGCAAAGAAGAGAUAGGCUUCGACCUCUGCGAAACUUGCUACAACAGCAGUUCGAAACUCCCUGGCAGAUUUAAUCAGCGACAUACACCUGAUCACGAGUUUGAAGUAGACAAAUCACAGAUGUUGUGUAGCAUACUGUUCAGGUCUUUCGUCGAUGAUCUUCAGCAAGAGGGCUCCGUUAUUUUCCUUCCUGAUGAUCACCCACACGACCAUGGUGAUGCUGAUGAUGAUGACGACGCUGACGAAAAUAACAACGGUGCUACAGAAUAAAUACUCGGAGGUAAAAGAUAACUGUUACAUUUUUUUGUAAUCUUAGUUUCACCGGUACAUUUCUGUAAUCUUAGUUCUUUUUUAGCGUGGGUAACUGCAAAUGGAUACAUCUUGGUAAGCAUAUGGUAAAAUAUUCGUCACACGUAAAUAUUUACUGUGUGAAGUUAAUUUUCAAUCA
Messenger RNA from Asparagus officinalis (garden asparagus), 1470 nucleotides. RefSeq names its product E3 ubiquitin-protein ligase PRT1-like. The coding region runs from base 72 to 1292 and encodes 406 amino acids. The transcript has 8 exons. Gene Ontology annotation, biological process: proteasome-mediated ubiquitin-dependent protein catabolic process. The record is from RefSeq and is a predicted model, not a curated record. NCBI's taxonomy places the organism in Eukaryota, Viridiplantae, Streptophyta, Magnoliopsida, Asparagales, Asparagaceae. Gene Ontology annotation, molecular function: zinc ion binding; ubiquitin protein ligase activity.